Molecule: messenger RNA, 2558 nt
Organism: Eruca vesicaria subsp. sativa (arugula)
Lineage: Eukaryota; Viridiplantae; Streptophyta; Magnoliopsida; Brassicales; Brassicaceae
Source: the annotation of a GenBank genome assembly
AUGGCUUCAUCAGACGAAGAGGGAGAGAUUCUACCUGACUACGUUGAUGGAUACUAUUUCGUUGAUCAAAGCGACAUACCUAUCAAGUUUUCCCUUCUUCCGGUCAAAUGGGACGACGAGGACGAUGACGGAGAUCCCACUGGUAGCUCCGUAGGGCCUGUGUAUCUGCGUGGCAGCACUGAUAGUGGGAAUGAGUCUGUUUGUAAGCUCGCCAAAGCGUGGAAGUUUGAUCUGUCUGAUGAACAUCAUCCCAAGAUCGAAGUGCUUCUACAUGGGAUGCGGUGGAUAACAUUGCAAAAACCAGAAAAGAGUUAUGAAGCUUUAGUUAGAACAACUCUGGUUACGCUUCAGUGUCUUCACUUUGUUAAAAGGAAUCCUGAGGCAUCGGGUGAUGAUGUGUGGAACAGUUUACACGAAGUGGAUGGGAUCCAACCUUCAGAAGAUGACUUAUCAGAUCAUGUUUCUUUGGUUUGUCGAGCUAUGAAAAUGGAUGAGGACUUGACAAAAUCAAAGGAACUUCUAACGCAACAUCAUGAAGAUGCUCAGACACAAGAGGAACAGAAUUUCAUUGUUGAUGAUAUGCUAGACGAGGAAAACAGCAGCGAUGAUGAUACUGAGAUGAACUUGCAGUUUGAUACAGUCUGUUCUAUCUGUGACAAUGGUGGUUAUAUUCUGUGUUGUGAAGGAAGCUGCUUGAGAGCUUUCCAUCCCACCAUAGCUGAUGGAGUUGAUACAUCGUGCGAAUCACUUGGAUUCGAUGGGGUUCAUGUUCAUACACUUAGGGAGUAUUUCUGUAACAACUGUCUCUACAAACAGCACCAGUGCUAUGCUUGUGGCCAAUUGGGAUCAUCUGAUGCAAAUUCCUCUCAAGAGGUCUUCCCUUGUUCUGCUUCAAAUUGCGGUCAUUUCUAUCAUCCAACAUGUGUUGCAAAGCUUCUCCAAGAUGGUGAUCAAAUCAAAACAGAAGAACUUCAAGCCAAGAUUUCUGCUAGAGAUCCUUUUUUCUGUCCUCUACACAUAUGCAAAGUCUGUAAGACAAGUGAAAACAAAAAUCUAUUUCCGUUCCAUUUUGCUGUAUGCAGACGCUGCCCAACGGCUUAUCACAGAAAAUGUUUACCUAGGGAGAUUACUUCUGAACUCAACUGUGACGAGGACACACCUCAGAGAACCUGGGAGAAACUGCUUCCAUACAAUCGCAUUCUGAUAUACUGUUUGAACCAUGAGAUAGUAGGUGAUCUUGCUACUCCACCUAGAGACCACUUAGUUUUUCCUGAUGUAUCUGGCCCAAGAAGAACACUAAGUCAUGGUCUUCAGCCUGUCAAAGAGGAUGUUCCGAGUAUGGCGAUGGGUUCUAAGUAUCAUGAAGGGACUAGUGGUAGUGGAUCUAGGAAACCAAGGAUGAGUUCUAAGGUCAAGGACUAUCUUAAUAAACGCAAGAUGGAGAGCAUUGAACAAAGGUUGUCGAAGGAAGAAGGUCCUUCUGACGAAGUAGACAACGAGGAUGUGGAGUCAAGGGUGUUAUCUAUAAUUGAUGAAGUGGACUCUAAGUUUAAUUUUGAUGAGUUUGUUAAGUCUCGUGGUGAAUCCCAUGUACGAUGCUACCAAUCAAGAAAUGAUAUUGGCAAGAACAUCACAACAGGAUUGGUUGAAACUCAUGUCAAUGCCGCUCGAGCUGCAUUAAAGAUGUUUGAAGCAGGGCGGGACGAAGAUGCUAGAGCAAUAUUUGAUCCAGAUCUUCUCGGCCAACUCAUGAAGCAUAAGACGAAGCUUGAAAUUUAUCUUUCUCCUUUUCUCCAUGGAAUGCGCUACACAUCAUUUGGUCGUCACUUCACAAAGCUAGAGAAGCUUGAAGAGAUAGUAGAGAGGCUCCACUGUUAUGUGCAAAAUGGAGAUACAAUAGUGGACUUCUGUUGUGGCUCUAACGACUGGAGUUGUCUGAUGAAAGAAAAGCUUGAGAAAACGGGGAAGUCUUGCUUCUUCAAGAACUUUGAUCUCAUUCUACCUAAGAAUACAUUCAACUUUGAGAAGAGAGAUUGGUUGACUGUGAAGAAAGAAGAGUUACCCGAUGGCUCUCGACUGAUAAUGGGAUUGAACCCUCCUUUCGGUUUCAAAUCCAGUCUUGCAAACACUUUCAUCAUGAAGGCCCUUGAGUUUAAACCAAAGAUUCUGAUCCUCAUCGUACCAAGUGAAACAAAAAGGGUCGAUGCAAUAGCUGAUUAUGAUUUGACUUGGGAGGACAGAUAUCUACUUGCAGGAAAGUCUUUCUACUUGCCCGGGUCCAUAGAUGUGAAUAACAAAACGAUAGAGCAGUGGAACAAUAUACCGCCACCUCUGUACCUUUGGAGCCGAAAGGACUGGGCUUGGAACCACAAGGCUAUAGCGCUUCAACAGGGUCACAUUCCACACAUGUAUCACUCAACUUACACAGUGGGACUCCAUCACGCAGAGAUUCCUCGUGAUGAUGAUGGUAUGACACAAGACAUGGAGAUAUCUCCUCUUGAUUAACUUAUCAGUGUGCAAGAGGGAAACAAAACAUCACCCCUUAUCCUAAGCUUUUG